UGAUUGAUAUAGGGGACUGAGAGCACAUUUCUCCAGGCUUUACCGCGACUGUUUCUGCUAGAGACUCAUACAAACCUGUUAUUCAAGUAGACAGAAUCACUAGUGUUUCAGCGUUUCUCGCACUGUAGUAGUGCACAUUUAUAUCUGCGUUUUCAACGUGCAAAACAAUCCUUUGCACAAGUAUUUAUUCAUUUGAAGAGCAUCAUAUCCCGGACUCGAUGGAUUUUCUGUGGUUGGUGUGCGUUGCAGUGAGCGUCAGCGCCUGGUACGCGUCUGCGGAGCGACACAGUGUUUACUGGAACAGAACGAACGCAAAUUUCCUAUGGGAUGAUUACACCGUGGAGGUCCGCAUUAAUGACUAUCUGGACAUCAUCUGCCCUCACUACACUCGUGGCGAGAUCCCAUCCCAGGAGGCCGAGCGGUACGUGCUCUACAUGGUGGAGUUGGAAGACUACGAGAACUGCAAGCCCCAGUCCUUUGACCAGCUGCGCUGGGAGUGCUCCAGACCUUUCGCUCCUCACGCUCCAGAGAAGUUCUCGGAGAAGUUCCAGCGCUUCACCCCCUUCACUCUGGGCAAAGAGUUCCGUCAGGGAGAGAGUUACUACUAUAUUUCCAAGCCUCUUCACCAUCAUGGACAGGAGUGUUUGAGACUGAAGGUGGAUGUAGUUGGACCUCAUCACAAGAAGAAGACCAUGGAAAAACAUGAGGAAUUAGAGGGGAAGGUAGCGGCUGGUGGAGUCCAUAACCCAUCAAACAGGCUUCCAGCAGAUGACCCUAUUGCCAUGAUCCCAGUUGUGCAGAGGAGCGUGGGCAGUUCGGGUGUUCGCAUUGCUCCUGUCUCAAGUUUCAUCACGUUGAUCUCUAUAUUCCUCUUCCUGCUUCUCCACUGAGCCUAAUAUGAGAUAACUUUAUGGACGCUGGUCCUUAAGGACACAACAGACUGUAACACCGGUGCUGGUUACCGGCUUUCAGAAUAGAUUUUAUAUGAACCUUUUUUAUACAAACUGAAAUUUUGGUGCUGGCGUGCAAGUUGCUGAGUGACGUGUUUGUAUGUGUGUUUGUGAGAGUGAUGUGACCAGAGAAAGGUGUUUUUGAAGAGCCUUCUCCAUUUUUUUAAAAUUCCGUUCUAUGAUUAUUUUCCACAUCUGCUUUUUUUUAUUUGACUUUUGUAAAAAGAAUGUUUUCUUUCUUAAAAGUGAAUCACAACUUUAAUUACCAAUGUGAUGCAGAAUAAACCCUGAAGACCGCAGAGCUUGUCUUGUAACCAUUAGCUGUAUAACUGGAAUUGUGAUCACAAGGGUGAACAGUAGACUAGAUAUUGUGUUUGAUGAAGACCUUUGCUCUACUGUACCGAUUUGAGUCAAAGACCACAGGAUUUAUCUUAAAACUGCCCCUGAUCUUGCACCUUAUAAAGAAUUGAUGUUCAUGCAUAUAACAGUGUUUGUAAAUCUAGAAGAGUUAUCAAGCAUUGGUGUUUCCCGUGUUUUGGAUCUCGUGUUGCUCUAGUUUCAGUUGGUUUUUGUGAUGUAAUGUGAACACACCCUACAAAAUGUACUGGCACUAAUGUUUAGAUGAGAUCAAAGUUGUUUUUUUUUUUUUUCAUAAAACAUCAUUUGGUUUUGAAUAGGAAUGUUGGGUUAUGCUGUUUGUGUUUGUGAGAGAGUGAGAGAAAGAAGCCGGACUUCUGACUGAGAGCAGAACAUGCACAAACAAUUCAAACUGUUGAAUAAUUUUUUUCAAAUAAGUUAAAAGAAUUAUUUUUUUUUUGGUAAAAGCUGUGUUUUGUACUGUAUUUGUUUAUAAACUUGUACAUAGUUAUGUAAAAAAUG
This is a messenger RNA of Carassius auratus (goldfish), 1829 nucleotides long. Its product is annotated as ephrin-A1-like. Gene Ontology annotation, molecular function: ephrin receptor binding. The record is from RefSeq and is a predicted model, not a curated record. Lineage: Eukaryota; Metazoa; Chordata; Actinopteri; Cypriniformes; Cyprinidae. Gene Ontology annotation, cellular component: plasma membrane. Gene Ontology annotation, biological process: axon guidance; ephrin receptor signaling pathway. The transcript has 5 exons. The coding region runs from base 219 to 890 and encodes 223 amino acids.